Oncorhynchus masou masou (cherry salmon) is the source of this 7909-nucleotide messenger RNA. Its product is annotated as zinc finger and BTB domain-containing protein 26-like. Gene Ontology annotation, biological process: regulation of transcription by RNA polymerase II. Bases 5243 to 6628 code for a protein of 461 amino acids. Gene Ontology annotation, molecular function: DNA-binding transcription factor activity, RNA polymerase II-specific; RNA polymerase II cis-regulatory region sequence-specific DNA binding; protein binding. Lineage: Eukaryota; Metazoa; Chordata; Actinopteri; Salmoniformes; Salmonidae. The record is from RefSeq and is a predicted model, not a curated record. The transcript has 3 exons.
GGGACUGGGAAUAACGGAGCAAAAUGAAUGGCUGUUAGUGUGUGUAUCGGGGUUUCGAGUAACCUUUCAGAAGUUGAGAUAAAAGUGUUUUGUUUUUUUUGUUUAUUGGUUAUGGUCAAUUUUAGGGGUUGAUUAAACUUGAACAGUGUGUUCUGGCGGUUUUAGAUAGAAUUCUUUGUUCCGGGACGGAUGGGAGUUACCCAAAAUAAAUAAAUUAAAGGAGCCAUGAGAGAAUGCGAAUGCAUUUUUAUUAAAUAUCGGGGAUUAAAUUACGGAUUCCUUACACUGAGAAAUGCACGACAUUUGCGGCAGAGGGAAAAAGUAAUGCAUUGGAUAAUAAUGUUAUCGGGUUAAUUGUAUCUAAGGGUAACAUGUUCAUUUAAGUAAACAUAUACAUUUACGGUGUUUAAAAUUUAUGAUUAAUGAUUUUAGUUAAAGGGGAAUCAUCAUUAGGUUUAGUUUAUAGUUCACUUUUGAGUUUCUGAAUCGGAAUUAGCAUAGCGAAUGCUAGUUAGAAGUGUUGUGUUCUUCUGGGAAAAUGGAUGUUUAAAGGGUCUCAAUUUUAGAUGUUUCCUGGGAUUAUAACCUGGGGGAGAGAGCAGCUAUAAACGACCAAAUUGAAAAAGGUCUGCAAAUAUAUACACAUAAAACAAUUGUUAGAACUAUUUGUUUUAGUGCAAGGGUAUUUUAAAGAGGCACGCUCACAUAUGGAACCUUAUGAGAUGUUAUUUUAUGGGUUUUAAUUACACAGGUGACUAUUUCUAUUGUAAGGAUAAAGGGUUCUUUAUGUCUAAUAUGGUAUGACCUUUUGACCUUAUCAUGACUGUCUUCUGAGGUCUGAUCAGCCUCAGGGGAGAGUCAUUUGUAUAAUGAAUGGGGUCAUAUUGAGUUACUAGUUUUAAGGUAAAUUCAUUAGAAAUGAAGAAGUUUUGGUUGAGGGGUUAGAAUUACUGUUUGAACCGCAAAUGAGAAAGUGGUUCAGGAUUCUGUCUUAUAACAUUAGCUGGGAAGUUUUUUGAAUGGGCAAUUAGUUAUUUGGUAUUGUAACAGAGAGAAAGUCAUAUUUAUCAUUGAGAAUAAAUAGGGGAAGAUAACAACAUAUUUUGAGCCAACAGGGCAGGGAAGAAAUUGAGAUAUUUUUGUUUGGUUUUAACACCUGUGUACAGGAGUGUCAAAAGACGGGGGACAUUACCUGUGUAAUGGGGGAGGGUGUCCGUAUGGGGAUUACAUGAUAACCAACUUGAGACAGUUCUGGGAUUGGAGAAGAGGAUAUCCUUAUAGCAUAGGGGAUCCCACAAAGGUGGAUUGGUUUUCCAUGAUACGGGGGAAACCUGGGAGCCCUGUUGAACUUUGUAAAGGUGAUGAAAUCCUACUAACCAUCAAAACUAUUAAGCUCUCUGAUGCAGGCACUUACACCCUCGUACUACAAAGGACCGGGACAGACAAGAUGGGUGUGUUUUCUGAUCAAUUAGGCACGGAGACUGGUUUUGAUGGUAGGGACAAUUUGUGGCUGUCUUAUACAGAAUAGACUUGCUUUGGAUAUGCUUCUUGCCAGUCAGGGGGGCGUCUGCAAGAUGUUCGGUGAACAAUGUUGCACGUAUAUUCCUAAUAACACCAGUCCAGAUGGUAGUAUAUCUAAGGCCCUUAAUGGGCUUGAUGCACUAUCUGCUGAGAUGAGGACCAUGGCGGGGGUGGAGGAGUCUGGACUGUUCUCUUGGUUGGGAGCCUGGUUUGGUAAGUACACUGGUAGGGUGGUUACUGGAUUUCUGACCCUAAUUCUUGUAUUUUUGUUAUUGAUGUGUUGUGCUGCUUGCAUCAUACCGUGUUUUAAGAAGUCUGUUACAGAUGUGGUGAAGGCUUCAGGCAUGAUGCCUUUGCUUGAUGCUCCAGUUGGAGAUGCUGAUACUGAAGCAUGCUUUCAGGGGAGGAUGAGACUGACUGAGUAUGACCCAUGUAUGUUUGUUCUCCCUGUUGUGAAGGGUGGCAUGAUGCCCACCUGGUGCAGGAUAGGAGUAGCUGAGAGGACCAGAUGGUUUAUAAUAAUGCUUUGCUCUGCUUUACUCUGUUUUCCAUGACCAAAGUUUUAUUCCACACUUUGCAACACAUAUUCUAAAACUCAAUGAUUUUAGAUAAAGCCAAACAGUGAGACACGUAGUUCAAAUUUGGAAUCAUGAGAAACAGAGCUACAGACAGACAGGGGAAAAGGCAGACAGAAGAGCCCUCCCCCGCACUGCAGAGACCUUGAAGGUUGGAGAGCAGAGAGAAGUUUUAGAAGGGGAGCCAGGACGAGCAAAGAUAACAUAAUGUGUAGAUAACAGUUACUGAGUGGAGACAAAAGCGAGAAUUGGACAUGUGGAAAAUGAAAGGGGCGCUCCUAAAUGAUAAUGUCAGAACAGAAGGAUAAUAUACUAAAUCUUACCUAAGUCAUUGUUUAAGAAUAAGGCAAGGUUGUUACCUGGGCAGAGCCAGGUAACAAAGGGGGGAUGGGUAAAUGGUGUUCUAGAAUAGGAUGUGACCUACGGGAUAAUUAACUGAUUAAAAAAAAAAAUUUUAGCUAAUAAAUGAGAAACUGUUUGUUAACCUCUGUAUGUCCAAGAUUUUAUGCACUACAGGUGAAAUACAGGUGAAGUCACUCAAUCCAGUCCCAUAGGCCUGUCGGGGGGACCAUACCAAGAACUCCUGGUGACAGCAAGCUGAAAGAGCUACCCGGAUUCAUAUCGCACUGCGGGAGGGUAAGGCACAUUUGACACUGUCGAACAAUAACAGAGUUCGAGAGGAGAACUGGAAUUAACAGAAUUCUGGGGGCCAUCUGUCGAAUGAAAAAUACCUUACCUGUCCUUUCCUCACUGUUGUUGUUCAUAGAAGUGAAGAUGUGUCUGGCUCUUGCUAAGCGAUGUGUUCUAGGGGAGAGGGUGGGGCUUCACAUGGAAGCUGUUCGUCUGAGCUGUCUUAUCGUGGGGGACAUAUUCCUGAUACAGCACGUCCUACUCGAGUAUGCAGAGAGUGGUAAUUUGACCCAUGGUUUAGACGAUGAGGAGUUUGUUCCAAAAUAAAAGAGAUAUCGGUGCAGGUUCCCAUAUUGAUCGUGGACACAAGUCAUAGCUCAUGUGGAGAGAGAGGGCUAUAUGAAUCCACUCACUCAGUAUGGAAGAAGGUAGAGUAGACUGAAGGUGAGUGUUUUUGAUUGUAAUCUGGAGAGAGGGAUGCAUUGCAUAAAGAUAAGCCUAACCCUCUAAACAGUAAUGAAGGAGAAUCUAGGGUUGUGGUAUGACGGAGAUGACCAGGUCUUGGUCGACACCCUAGUACGGUUCAGGGUAGAGGAGUUUGGGCUGGUAUGGUAAAGCUGUUCACGAAAGCAGGAAUGCCAGAUAAUGACAGUUGUAUUGAUUUGCACUAUUUAAAUCCCCAGGUUCCUCCCUUUACAGUGACCGGAGGAGAUUAUUACCGUUUGGCCCGGUACAGUACUCUUGGGAAAUGAUGUCAGGGUGAGGUUUUACCAACAGAUUGGACAGGAUUAUGCUCCAUUGUAAUGCCUUUGACACUCAUUCAACACCAAGACAUGAAGUAUAGCCAAACGGGAGAAAAGAGCUAUUCCAUCCGGGUCUCUUAUUGACUGAUAACAUUGGGGUUCCAAGGGAGGUGCCAGAUGAGUCAAAGCAAGAAAUCAGAUCCUAGCAGGAUUAGAGUUAAGCAUUUCCGGGGCUCUACUCUCAUAAGAACGUGGACUGGAAUCAUUAUAUUUAUGAUAAUCAACAGCGCUUUAACAGGUAUACCAGAGAUGUUAUUAAAGGUUUUGUAGAACAGACUGAAGCAACCAGCUGGAAGGCUUGGCAGAAUAGAAUUGCAUUAGAUAUGUUAAUGGCUGAAAAGGGAGAAGUAUGUGUGAUAAUCAGGACCAUGUUUGUGCUUACAUCCCAAGUAACACAGCUCCGGACGAAUCAGUGCCCGAAGCCUCAGCUGGUUUGACCACCCUGGCUCAUGAGUUGGCAGAAACUCUGGGGUGGAUACUUCUCUGAACUAAAUUGGGUUGACAGUGUGUAUGGAAAAAUGUUGUGUUAUGGGCUACCUUCACCUGUGUGACUGUGUUAGUUUUGUACGGACGUGGUUGAUUGCGUGUAUGUAUGGAAGUUAUUAUUUCCAGGACUCUGGAGUAAUAUAUGACAAUAGAUGAUGCGGUGUGGGACUGAAUGCCUGACUACAGGACAAGUGGACAAAUCUGGAUCUUUCAUCAUUGGGGAAUUUAUGUUUGAUGAGACUAGUGUUGAGGAUAGAAUUAGAUUGUACUUUGUUUCAAUAUUAGACUGUUUUUUAAUAAAGAUUGUAACAAAAAUCCUGUUAAGAAGAGUUAUAAUUCUGAUGUAGGUUUAAGGGUUAAAUUAAGGUUAGAUUUGAUUAAUGAUGGGUGAAGAGUCGGAUAAACAUUUAUAAUAAUGUUGGUUAUGUGUAUAUUCAUAUGAUAAUCUGAUAAACCUUUAAGUUUAUCAGAUUAGUUAGUAUGAGUAGGUUAAUAUUUUUAUUUUGUAGAUUUGAAUGUAUAAUAUUUGAUCAAAGGGAGGAUUGAUAGAGGAAAUUAUGGUUGACAUGACUAAUUAUGUAUACAUUCCAAUCAGAACUGACUAGCCAAAAUGCUAUAAUGUACUGUACAUGUGAAUUUUCUCUCUUGCUCCCAUUCCCAAAUGUAUAUAAUGUAGUCAGGAGUUUAGUAACAAUGAAGGUCUGUUCCUUAGUUCAUUCAGUUGUACAAUCUCCAGGUGGUGGGAACGGCCCAUCUCCAGACUGUCUAGAAUGUUGAUUUAUACUGACUGGCCUUGACGUCGUGCUGAUAACGCGAAGGCUCCAGAGCUAGAGGGCCCCUCUACUUGUGAAAUAGAUAGAAGGUUUAGAAAACGCUGACGUCAUUUUCAGUUUAUAACCUGUGGAAAUAUGUGUAUGCGGUUAGUACUCUCUUGUAAUAAACGCUGUUACCUUUGGCUUUUAAGACUGGUCUCGAUCUACUUCAUGCAUAAUUAAUGAAUUUACAACUCAUUAAUGAAUUAGAAAUGAGUGCGAAUUGGUUUUGGCAAUAAAACAUACAGGAAUUUAGAAUGCCUCUAUCACCGUUUACGAAGCCUGACCAGAAGACCGCUCAGUCUGCCCCUUCCGCUUGGCCGUUGUUUUCGGUCAAUUGCUGAGAUUAGAUACAUUGUCCUGGGUGGUGGUCCGAAGAGAGGAUCUGCUUCGGAAAGUCGUAUUCCUGGUCAUAAUGUUGGCCUGCAGGCAGCUGCAGGAAGCCACAAUGUCCAUGGCCCAGCAGCAGAACCAGGUGAUCCUCCAGUUCCGCUUCGGAACCUUCGGAGACUCUAUGCUGCAGAAGAUGAACCUGCUUCGCCGCCAGACCCGCUUCUGUGAUGUCACUGUGCGCAUCAAUGACCUGGAGGUCCCCGGACACAAGGUGGUGUUGGCUGCCGGUUCUCCCUUCCUCCGGGACCAGUUCUUUCUUCAGGACUCGUCCACGAGGGAGGUCCAGAUCUCCAUGACCCAGGAGGCAGAGGUGGGCCAGCGGCUGCUGCUGUCCUGCUACACAGGCACCCUGGAGCUGCCUGAGCUGGAGCUGGUCAACUACCUAACCGUGGCCAGCUUCCUCCAGAUGGGCCACGUGGUGGAGCAGUGCACCCAGGCUCUAAAGAAGUUCAUCCAGCCACGACACUGCCAAGUGAAACAGCAGCCUCAGGAGGAGGAAGGAGAUGGAGAGACUCUCAGAGCCUCUCCCAUCCAGAAAAUACAGGAGCUGCCCCAUGCCCAGGUAAUAAAUCGUGAGGAGGAUGAUGAUGAAGAUGAUGAUGUGAUAAUUCAGCCGAUGACCUCUACCCAGAGGCGAGACAGGGGUGAGGGCGAGGAGAGCCCCAUCACCAUCGUAAAGGUGGAGGCCAUUUGUGAGCGGGUGUCGGAGAUGUCUGAACGCUCCUCUGCUUCCAUUGCAGGGUGCUUCCACACCAGCCCCCCAUCGUCAUUACACUCCCCUGAGCCCCAGCACUCCCUAAUCAACUCCACCGUGGACACCCGGGCUGGUGAGAUGACCAUACCACAUAUGCCAGGAUACCCGCUCAGCCCCCCCCCACUACCCACCUCAGCCACAGGGAGACCUAAUCUGGGGGGGCACCUACGAAACUCAGACAAAUCUCUUCAGUGGUACCACCAGUGCCCAAAGUGUGCCCGUGUGUUCCGCCAGCUAGAGAACUACGCCAACCACCUCAAGAUGCACAAGCUGUUCAUGUGCCUGCUGUGUGGAAAGACGUUCACCCAGAAGGGUAACCUGCACCGGCACAUGCGGGUCCACGCUGGCAUCAAGCCCUUUCAAUGCAACAUAUGUGGCAAGACCUUCACUCAGAAAUGCUCUCUCCUGGACCACCAGAAUUUACACAGUGGAGACAAGCCCCAUCGCUGUAACUACUGCGACAUGGUGUUCGCACACAAGCCCGUGCUCCGCAAACAUCUCAAACAAAUCCACGGCAAGAACAGCUUUGACAACGCCAACGAGCGGAGUCUACUACAUGACGGGGUUCUUGAUUUUGAGUAUGGGCGUCUGCAGGACUGUAGCAUGGACAAUAGCAUGGACAAUAAGCCUGUUGUUAUGGAUGACUCUCUUUAGUGCUGUAUCACAUUUCAUUUCUGCUGAGUCAUAAAUGAAUAGAUGCGUAGUAGUGUUAGCUGAAUUGUAAACCGUAUUGUACGGUACUUGAAGGUACAACACUGAAUAUUAGAAUAAAAGUUACUGUAGACAUGUAUACAGUAUGUGUUCAUAUUUUAUAACAAUGUUAAUUUAGUGAAUGAGUUAACAUGAUAUUUAAAAAGCUGCCCUGAUUGUGUGGUGUCAUUUUUGUAAUACAUGUAAAUGCAUAUUUUAUUUAUGAAUAGACAACAGAAUGUGAAUCUGUUAGAUUUUUUUAUCAGAUUAAAAUAGCAAGCUUUAAAAAUGUGUAAUGCUGACAUUUCUGUUAAGUCACAACAAGUGUUCUUAAGUGAAAUGAGUGCCAAAAAUAUUACUGACAUGAUAAGUCCUCAGGAGGAUUGUUUUGGCUAAGGUAGCCCACAGUAGGACCAAAGUGAUGAUAGUGUGUCUUUAAAACAUCAUAUGUUAUUAUUGUCGAUUAAGCCUGUUUUGGAAAUGGGUAGACAAUAAAUGCUUGUAUCUUGUAUGAGGAUGUGACGUGGGUGAGAAUGAUGAGGAUGUUGUGUUUCUACCAUAUCAGAGGAGCAGACACCCAACAGGAAAACAAUUACAUUACUUUAAGUGACCCUAAAAACUGAUCUAUUUGCAAUGUUAUUAGAUUGGUAGGUACAGGUUAAUUACAGUGUGUGUACACAUUGAUACGUAGUACGGGUAGUUUGGGCCCAACUGUCAAUUAGAAUUUAUUUGCAAAUUUAAUUGAUAGCCUACAAAGUCCAAACAGCUAUGGUUAGCUGUGCAACAAUGUAAGUACUAUGCAACAAUGUGUAUCUACACUGUAAUUACACUGUACAUAUCAAUGUAACCACCAUGUAAAACUAGUAUAUAUAUUUUUUUCAGCACAAUGGAACCAAACAAGUUACUGUAGUCAGCCUGUAAACCCAAAAGCAUUACUAUGCUUCCUACAGCAGAUGGAGCCAUUGUACACCAUGUAAUCUCACAACAUGAUGCGCUGUCUUUUGUAUUCUCUGAGAACACUACAUAUAAGUUACCCAUUGUUGUGGUUGUAUUACUGAUGUUACAGUACUGUAAUUCAAGAUUGUAAGAGGAUUUACAUUGAUGACCAUUCCCCAUGCCACAGCAUCAGGGUUAUUAUGAUAUAGUAAAUUAAUGUUUACACUAGUCUUUUUAUCUGCUCCAUUUAGAUAUCAAUAUACUAUUGUACUUCAUACCAUGCCUUAUGAAUAGAUGUAUUCACUGUCA